AAAAAAAAAACAAAAAAAAAAACAUCAUUAACCCUUCAAACCUCAAAAAUCAAACACACUCUCUCUCUGUUCGGUGUUGUUCAGAAAAAAAGUAUCAAACACUUUCUCUCUCUAUCUUUUUCAUCUUUUUGUUCAACCAUGAAGAAGCUCUACCAUAAAGCGACGGUUCAUCCAUCACCACCGGUGAUAACCGACCAACUUUCCUUCCUUCCGGCAACCAUCCUUACCCUAGCGGCGGCGCUAUCACCUGAAGACAGAGAAGUCUUAGCUUAUCUCAUCUAUUGUUCAUCCACAACAGCCCCACCAACUUUCAGCAAUUUCUCCGGAAACCCACGACGGAGCACGGUCAAGACAGGCGAUCAUGCAACUCUGUUCAACUGCAGCUGUUUCAGAUGUUAUACAAGUUACUGGGUCAGAUGGGACGAGUCACCGAAUCGUCAACUCAUACAUGAGAUCAUCGAUGCUUUUGAGGAGUGGUUGGUUCAGAGUGGUAAAGGUGGAAAGAAAGGGAAAGGAAAGAAAGAGAAGAGGAACAAGAAAGGGUUUGAAAAUAAGAAUAAGAAUAAGAAUUCUGGUGAGUUGAAUCGGUCUGUGUUGAACGAGUCAACUACUGAGUUAGAAUCUGUUGGUGAAAGUAGUAAUAGUAGUAACAAUAGUGGUGGAAGUGAAAAUAGUGAAAAGGUUGUUGUUGUUGUUGCUGAUGAAGAAAAAGGGUCAGUGAGAAAAUUUGUGAGUUUCAUUGGAGAAAGGAUUUGGGGUGUUUGGGGAUAGUGAAAUGAAUUUGGAAGAGAAAAAUAAUGAAGAAAAUUUCAUAUAAUGAAGAACAAGAAGAAGAAGAAAUUAAGGUAGGUUUGUUUAGUCUACCCUUUUUUAUUUUCUUUUUUUCUUUUAAUUUUUUGUUAAAAUCUUUUUGUACAUUAAUCAUCACCAUGUUAUGUUUAAAAAGAAAAAAAUGUUUAUUUGGUUUUGUGAUGAAUGAGUUAGAUUUUGUUGUUAAACAUCAGACAAAUGUUCUGGUUUAUGUUUUUUGCUUCAAUGGAUAUAUCUCAUUCUAA
Medicago truncatula (barrel medic) is the source of this 1055-nucleotide messenger RNA. RefSeq lists its product as uncharacterized. The transcript has a single exon. The record is from RefSeq and is a predicted model, not a curated record. Bases 139 to 771 code for a protein of 210 amino acids. Lineage: Eukaryota; Viridiplantae; Streptophyta; Magnoliopsida; Fabales; Fabaceae.